Planococcus citri (citrus mealybug) is the source of this 2467-nucleotide messenger RNA. RefSeq lists its product as uncharacterized. The coding region runs from base 166 to 2313 and encodes 715 amino acids. The record is from RefSeq and is a predicted model, not a curated record. NCBI's taxonomy places the organism in Eukaryota, Metazoa, Arthropoda, Insecta, Hemiptera, Pseudococcidae. Gene Ontology annotation, biological process: negative regulation of cytoplasmic translational initiation in response to stress; regulation of translational initiation by eIF2 alpha phosphorylation. Gene Ontology annotation, molecular function: eukaryotic translation initiation factor 2alpha kinase activity; ATP binding. Gene Ontology annotation, cellular component: nucleus; cytoplasm; cytosol. The transcript has 15 exons.
AUCUCAUCAUUUCAUCCUCGUCAACUGAAUUUUAAUCAGAAAUUUAAUUUAAGAUUUGUCCCAGUGAUUAGGAUUACUUUCUGUAAAGCAAAAUACUAAAAUUUAGUGAAACAAGUGGUGAAGUUUCAUUGUUACAACCGUAAUUUAGUUCAUUUCUUCUUCAUAAUGAAUAACUCCGAAUCCACUAACGUAAUGAAUUUCCAAGAAACUGAAACCGAUGAAACCGGCAGCAGUAGUACAGUAUCAUUUCAGAUCAACGAAGCUUCAAUACUUCGCAAAGAUUUCGAUAUUUUAAAGAACAUGGGAAAAGGAGCUUACGCUGCUGCUGUCUAUAAAGUGCGAAACAAGUUGGACGUCAAAUUAUAUGCCAUUAAAGUCAUUCCUUGUGAGGAAUUAAACGAAGAAAUGCCGAAAGAGGUAGAAUUUUUAUCGGUAUUGAAUCAUCCUAAUGUAGUACGUUAUUGUACUGCGUGGACCGAUGGCGCUAAGAAAAAGGAAUACUAUGAUAAAGACAGUGAGAGUAGCGAUGAUUUUGUCAAAUUUGAACGAGAAUCUGAAAAAUCCGAUGUUACUGCUAAAGAUAUCAGUCCAACUUCGACGGACUCGAAUAAUCAUUGUAUCUGUAUGUUCAUACAAAUGGAGUUUUGCAAAACUACUUUGGCAAACGUGAUAAAGGGCACUAUUGAUGGACCUUUGUCUCCAGAUGGGGACAAAGAGCUUCAUAAGAAUCUAGACAGAAUUUUACGGCUGAUAACGCACAUCGUCAAAGGAUUGGCUUAUAUACACGAUAAAGGUAUAAUUCAUCGUGAUCUGAAACCGGAGAAUAUUUUGAUUGAUGGCGACGACUUCGCGAAAAUAGGAGAUUUUGGAUUAGCAACGUGGAAUCACGCAUUGACUGAUGGAAAAGCAUCCCAUACUGGAAAGGUUGCCACUCCAUUGUAUGAUGCUCCUGAAUUAGGCACAGUAUGUUCUGGUUCAUCAAAUGCGCAUUAUAAUGAGAAAGUUGACAUGUACAGCCUUGGAAUAAUCAUCUACGAAAUGUGUUGCCCUCGUUUUGAAACUGCCAUGGAACGUAAAGAAGUUUUAAGCGAUUUAAGAAACAAUCCUAUACAUAUUCCACAAUUUGAGCUACCGAAAGGACUGUCAAAAUUGAUUCGCGAAUUGUUAGAUCAUGACUCCAAGGGAAGGCCGAGCGCCGCUGAAAUAUUAAAGAACGGGUGCUUGGUUUUCGAUGAAAUUGAUAUGAAUCCGAAUACAUUUUCUGUUGCGAAAAUACUGCCAAGUCCAGUGGCGAGUAAAAUCAAUUUGGUGGAGGCAAUGAAGGGCAAAGCUAGGAAAAUUUUCGAGCUUCAUGGAGGGUACUCAUUUCCUCAUGGAUUGCCGAUGCCAUCAUGCUACCAGUAUUCGGUUGAGAAUAGUGCAAUACAUUCGAAAACAUAUUGUUUCUUCGAGAAUCUCACUGGUGCUUCAAAUACGAUGUAUACUCGUGCGAGAUUUGAUAUGGUCUCUCCUGACUCCACUUAUGCAAACUUCGCCAUGACAGUGGAGGCAUUGGAGAUAGCCUAUGAAUUCUUAGAUUCGUUUUCAGGCUGGGUGAACACAUCAGAUUUUGUGAUCCGCCUAACUGACAGUAAGAUUAUAUCUGCUCUUGCGACUCUACAAAAAGAUUAUGAAAACUUAAAAGUGUGGAGCGUAUUUCGGAAUGUGAAGCGUUUAAUAAAUAUCUUUAAAUCAAGGAAGAUAAAAUGUCCAAUUCUUGUAGCUCCGAAAUUACAUGAGGUCUACCAUUUGUCAGAAACUGUGUUCCAAAUAGUCAGUAUUGACAAAGUGCUGGCAUCUGGUGAUCGGUAUCGUUUACCUGUAAAAUGCGGAUCUGAUUCUGCAAACCAAUUUAUUAAGCAACAAUCAGUGAUUGGAGUUACCAUCUAUGUGACUCGUUUCAUCGAUAUCUUAGAAUCAAAGAAUAUAUUCUUGUCAAAAUUUGACGUUUUUAUUGGCUCCGUCUACUGCAAUCAGUUAAUAGAAGAGAAGCUGGAUUUGGCAAAGAAGCUAAGAGAUGUUGGAAUACGUUGUACUCCUUCUUACACUAAUUAUAGAAACAUACGAGCAAUUAAAAAAUACGUCGAGAAGACGAAGAUACAUUAUGCUGUGAUAUUAGAAAAAAAUAAACUCGAAAGAAACCGCCAAGUUGCGUUAUAUUCUAGGAUUAGUGGAAACUGUUAUCAGGAGGAAGACAUCCCUUUGGAGAAUAUCGUACCUCAUUUGAGAAAGAGCAUCGAACAAUCAAAUAUGAUGCAAUUCUUAUCAUCUUAAUUUUUCCGAUUUUUGUAAUAUCGACGAAAUAAAAAUGGAUACGUGUUUCGGCGAGUUUACAUAGUCAAUUUUUUAAAUUAUGUUUGUAUUUUUAUACGUAUACGUCAAACGUUUGUUUUAUAUUACGAAAUAAAGUUUUUUUUUUUUUUUUAAA